This is a messenger RNA of Oryza sativa Japonica Group (Japanese rice), 2066 nucleotides long. Its product is annotated as protein PIN-LIKES 7. Gene Ontology annotation, biological process: endoplasmic reticulum to cytosol auxin transport. The record is from RefSeq and is a predicted model, not a curated record. Gene Ontology annotation, cellular component: membrane. Lineage: Eukaryota; Viridiplantae; Streptophyta; Magnoliopsida; Poales; Poaceae.
CCUCAUCUUCUCCCUUCUCUCGCAGCAGCCGCAGCGGCUGCGUGUUUGAACACGCUCUCUCUCCUAGCUAGCUCUCCUCUUCUCUCCUACGUAUAUAAGCGGCUUCCUUCCCAACUAAUUAUAAUGCAUUUCAGGUGGAUCGAUUGAUUCCAUUACCCAACCUCAAGCUAGCUAGCUCUCCACCGUCUGCGCCCAUUCAGAAAAGGAGAGUUUAAUCCAACAUCAGAAAAGAUGGGCUUCUUGUCAUUGCUUCUUGUGGCUUCUAUGCCAAUCGUUCAGGUCCUACUCAUAGGUGUUAUUGGAGCUUUUCUCGCUUCUGGUUACAGCAAAAUUCUAACCUCAAGCGCUCUAAGGGAUAUGAACAAGGUUGUUUUCACUGUCUUCACACCAUCCCUGAUGUUUGCUAGCCUGGCUAAGACGGUCACACUUUCUGACGUCAUUUCUUGGUGGUUUAUGCCAGUUAAUAUAGGAAUCACAUUCAUUGUUGGUGGCACUCUAGGCUGGAUAGCAUGUAAAAUACUGAAACCACCACAGCAUUUCCGAGGAAUGAUCAUUGCCUUCUGUUCAGCAGGAAAUCUUGGCAACUUGCUCUUGAUCAUUGUUCCAGCAGUCUGUGACGAAGACGGCAACCCGUUCGGAAAAGACCGGAGCCUUUGCCGCUCUCGUGGGCUCUCCUACUCAUCAUUAUCCAUGGCUCUUGGUGGCUUAUUCAUAUGGACACAUACAUACAGCCUCAUGCAGAAGGCAGGCAAAAUGUACCACAAGAUGCAGUCCAAAAGCAUCCAGUGCCCGGCCGACAGCGAUGAAGAGCAUCAUCCUGCACAAGGUCAUGAUCAAGUAAAAUUAGACGGUGAAACUGCUUACGCUGAUGAGGAGGCGGCUCUUCUGGUGUCAGCUAAACUGGCUCCUGAACACAAUGAAGAGAACCAAAUGGAAGCUCCACUUCUGACUUGCGAGAGAGAGAUUGCUAACAAAGGAGGAUUCUGGACAAACCUGAAGGAAACCGUCCACCAGGUUGUCGAGGAGCUGAUGGCACCACCAACUGUAUCUGCAAUACUUGGAUUUGUUGUUGGCCUAGUCCCAUGGUUGAAAUCUCUUGUCAUCGGCAAUGGCGCCCCACUGAGAGUCAUCCAGGAGUCCCUCCAACUAAUGGGCAAUGGCACGAUUCCUUGCAUCACCCUAAUCCUAGGGGGGAAUCUGACACAAGGGCUACGGAAGUCGGUGCUGAAGCGUACGGUGAUCAUCACGAUCGUCUGCAUACGCUACGUGAUCCAACCCUUGAUCGGGAUGGCGGUUGUCCAUGCUGCCUAUGGGGUUGGAUUCUUGCCACACGAUCCAUUGUACCGCUACGUGCUGAUGAUGCAGUUCGCGCUGCCACCUGCAAUGAACAUCGGAACCAUGGCUCAGCUGUUUGAUGUUGGUCAAGAGGAAUGCUCAGUGAUCUUCUUGUGGACUUACCUGAUUGCUGCCAUUGCACUCACGACGUGGUCGACGAUAUUCAUGUCCAUCCUGUCUUGAGGUUGAGGGUGACAAGAAGAACCAACUUUGUGGCAAUAUUGGUUUAGCUGGAAUGAUUCAGCUCACGGAUAAAAUGUAAAGAAGCCGGAGACAAUGAGCCUCUCCGAAAGAGCCGAAACUGAGGCUUGCCCAUGAGCACCACACGUCCACACGUGUAUAGAAAUUGAAGCAGUAUUUUUUUAGAUAAUGAAAAAUAGCAUGGUGGCCCGCGUAGAUAACUAUAAUUUUUUUAACAUAUUAAAAAAUAUUUUUAUUUUUUUCAGUUAUUUCAAAAUUGUAUUUUUUAUAUGGACUCUAUACUCUACUCCCAAUCAUCCUCACUUUAUUAAAUUUCUAAUUUUGUAGUUCGAAAUUUUGUUAUUUCUAAAUUAUACUCUUCUUAUAUGGACUUAAUAGUCUAUCGUCUUCUCUAAAUAUUCUUUUUUUAUUUGAAAUUUUACUUAUUUCUAAACUGUACUCCUAUAUGGACUUAGACUGGUGUAACGCACAUCAGUCGUGGCGUUGGUAGGAAAUACUUAACAAUUCAAUAAAAACCCUAAUUUUCGAAA